Molecule: messenger RNA, 2826 nt
Organism: Choloepus didactylus (southern two-toed sloth)
Lineage: Eukaryota; Metazoa; Chordata; Mammalia; Pilosa; Megalonychidae
Gene: HNRNPR
Product: heterogeneous nuclear ribonucleoprotein R
Exons: 11
Coding region: 245-2155 (636 amino acids)
Cellular component (GO): ribonucleoprotein complex; nucleus
Molecular function (GO): mRNA binding
Source: RefSeq, a predicted model, not a curated record
CUCCGGCCCCUCCAACUCUCGUCUCAGUCUCCAGCCCGUCGGGUGCAUUCUGCGCGGCCUGCCGCUGUGGGCCGUGCUUUUCCCGCCUCCGCUCGCCUCUCCAUGCGGCCGGCUCCGGGGCAGCGCGAAAGGCCUGAGACGCCCGCGGCCCCAUGGUUUCUCCCCGCUGGAGCCACUUCGCUCCCGCCUCAGCCGACCUAGCCACGAGUGGGAUGUGUUGAUACUCGGGACUGUGCAUAAUAAAAUGGCUAAUCAGGUGAAUGGUAAUGCGGUACAGUUAAAAGAAGAGGAAGAACCAAUGGAUACUUCCAGUGUAACUCACACAGAACACUACAAGACACUGAUAGAGGCAGGCCUCCCACAGAAGGUGGCAGAGAGACUUGAUGAAAUAUUUCAGACAGGAUUGGUAGCUUAUGUGGAUCUUGAUGAAAGAGCUAUUGAUGCUCUCAGGGAAUUUAAUGAAGAAGGAGCUCUCUCUGUACUACAGCAGUUCAAGGAAAGUGACUUAUCACAUGUCCAGAACAAAAGUGCAUUUUUAUGUGGAGUUAUGAAGACCUACAGGCAAAGGGAGAAACAGGGGAGCAAGGUGCAAGAGUCCACAAAGGGACCUGAUGAAGCGAAGAUCAAGGCCUUGCUUGAAAGGACUGGUUAUACUCUGGAUGUAACCACAGGACAGAGGAAGUAUGGAGGUCCUCCACCAGACAGCGUGUACUCCGGCGUGCAACCUGGAAUUGGAACAGAGGUCUUUGUAGGUAAGAUACCAAGAGAUUUAUAUGAAGAUGAGUUGGUGCCCCUUUUUGAGAAGGCCGGUCCCAUUUGGGAUCUACGUCUUAUGAUGGAUCCACUGUCUGGUCAGAACAGAGGGUAUGCAUUUAUCACCUUCUGUGGAAAGGAAGCUGCACAGGAAGCUGUUAAACUGUGUGACAGCUAUGAAAUUCGUCCUGGUAAACACCUUGGAGUGUGCAUUUCUGUGGCAAACAACAGACUUUUUGUUGGAUCAAUUCCGAAGAAUAAGACUAAAGAAAACAUUCUGGAAGAAUUCAGUAAAGUCACAGGUUUAACAGAGGGUUUGGUGGACGUUAUUCUGUAUCAUCAACCCGAUGACAAAAAGAAGAAUCGGGGGUUCUGCUUCCUUGAAUAUGAGGAUCACAAGUCAGCAGCACAAGCCAGACGCCGGCUGAUGAGUGGAAAAGUAAAAGUAUGGGGAAAUGUAGUUACAGUUGAAUGGGCUGACCCUGUGGAAGAACCAGAUCCAGAAGUCAUGGCUAAGGUAAAAGUUUUAUUUGUGAGAAAUUUGGCUACUACAGUGACAGAAGAAAUACUGGAGAAGUCAUUUUCUGAAUUUGGAAAGCUUGAAAGAGUGAAGAAGUUGAAAGAUUAUGCAUUUGUUCAUUUUGAAGACAGAGGAGCAGCUGUUAAGGCCAUGGAUGAAAUGAAUGGCAAAGAAAUAGAAGGAGAAGAAAUUGAAAUAGUCUUAGCCAAGCCACCAGACAAGAAAAGGAAAGAGCGCCAAGCUGCUAGACAAGCCUCCAGAAGUACUGCGUAUGAAGAUUAUUACUAUCACCCUCCUCCUCGCAUGCCACCUCCAAUUAGAGGUCGAGGUCGUGGUGGGGGGAGAGGUGGAUAUGGCUACCCUCCAGAUUACUAUGGCUAUGAAGAUUACUAUGAUGAUUACUAUGGUUAUGAUUAUCAUGACUAUCGUGGAGGCUAUGAAGAUCCCUACUACGGCUAUGAUGAUGGCUAUGCAGUAAGAGGAAGAGGAGGAGGAAGGGGAGGGCGAGGUGCUCCACCACCACCAAGGGGGCGGGGAGCACCACCUCCAAGAGGUAGAGCUGGCUAUUCUCAGAGGGGGGCACCUUUGGGACCACCAAGAGGCUCUAGGGGUGGCAGAGGGGGUCCUGCACAACAGCAGAGAGGCCGUGGUUCCCGUGGAGCUCGGGGCAAUCGUGGGGGCAAUGUAGGAGGCAAGAGAAAGGCAGAUGGGUACAACCAACCUGAUUCCAAGCGCCGUCAGACCAACAACCAACAGAACUGGGGUUCCCAACCCAUCGCUCAGCAGCCGCUUCAGCAAGGUGGUGACUAUUCUGGUAACUAUGGUUACAAUAAUGACAACCAGGAAUUUUAUCAGGAUACCUAUGGGCAACAGUGGAAAUAGACAAGUGAGGGCUUGAAAGUGAUAUUGGCAAGAUACGAUUGGCUCUAGAUCUACAUUCUUCAAAAAAAAAAAAAAUUGGCUUAACUGUUUCAUCUUUAAGUAGCAAUUUGCUGCCAUUUGUAUUGAGCUGAAGAAUCACUAUUGUGUAUAUACUCAAGUCUUUUUAUUUUUCCUCUUUUCAUAAAUGCUCUUGGACAUUAUUGGGCUUGCAGAGUUCCCUUAUUCUGGGAGUUACAAUGCUUUUAUCGUUUCAGGCUUCAUUUUAGCUUCAAAACAAGCUGGGCACACUGUUAAAUCAUGAUUUUGCAGAACCUUCGGUUUUGGACAGUUUCAUUUUUUUGGAUUCGGGAUAGAUUACAUAGGAGUAUGGAGUAUGCUGUAAAUAAAAUACAAGCUAGUGCUUUGUCUUAGUAGUUUUAAGAAAUUAAAGCAAACAAAUUUAAGUUUUCUUGUAUUGAAAAUAACCUAUGAUUGUAUGUUUUGCAUUCCUAGAAGUAGGUUAACUGUGUUUUUAAAUUGUUAUAACUUCACACCUUUUUGAAAUCUGCCCUACAAAAUUUGUUUGGCUUAAACGUCAAAGCCGUGACAAUUUGUUCUUUGAUGUGAUUGUAUUUCCAAUUUCUUGUUCAUGUAAGAUUUCAAUAAAACUCAAAAAUCUAUUCAAAACAUUA